AUGUGGAUCAGAUGGUAAUUGUUUAUUUCCUUAAUAAUGUAUUGCAUGCUUAUGGAUAAGAGUGGUGAAUAUGUCAAUUUAAUAAGGAAAAAAUAAAAUAGAGAAUUUGUUACUGAAUAAUCUAUUCAUUUUGGUGGAUUAAUGAUUGACGAUGAAGUGCAUUUAAUUCAUGGGGUAAUAAAUCAAAUUAGAUUUAAAUUAGAAAAUAUAAUGA
This is a messenger RNA of Paramecium sonneborni, 214 nucleotides long. The record is from the annotation of a GenBank genome assembly. NCBI's taxonomy places the organism in Eukaryota, Ciliophora, Oligohymenophorea, Peniculida, Parameciidae.